Prunus armeniaca (apricot) is the source of this 294-nucleotide messenger RNA. Lineage: Eukaryota; Viridiplantae; Streptophyta; Magnoliopsida; Rosales; Rosaceae. The record is from the annotation of a GenBank genome assembly.
AUGGUUUUUGAAAGAAUUAAGAAGGUUGAUGAAAUCAAUUCAAGCAUCCAUGAAAUGAUUCCAAAUAUCAAUGAAGUUGUUUUCGAAGUGGAAGAAAUUGUUCCAAAGGUGAAGACUUUCUUGGACAACACCAAUGGAAUCAUUGAAGCACUUCCAACCAAGAGGCAACUCGGACUUGAGGUGCUCGGAAUCGGCUUGAUUGUUGGUAUAGCUAUUUGGCUCUACAACGGGAAUGCUUUGGACAAGAAGGCAAGCAAGGAGAAGAAGGCAAACAAGGAUGAGAAGGCAAGCUAG